This is a messenger RNA of Bathycoccus prasinos, 3585 nucleotides long. RefSeq names its product nuclear condensin complex subunit Smc4, putative. Gene Ontology annotation, molecular function: ATP binding; ATP hydrolysis activity; protein binding. The transcript has a single exon. Bases 1 to 3585 code for a protein of 1194 amino acids. Gene Ontology annotation, biological process: mitotic chromosome condensation. Gene Ontology annotation, cellular component: chromosome. Lineage: Eukaryota; Viridiplantae; Chlorophyta; Mamiellophyceae; Mamiellales; Bathycoccaceae. The record is from RefSeq and is a predicted model, not a curated record.
AUGAUGUUUGUGUUUGGUAAACGCGCGAAACAGCUGAGAUUGAACAAAGUCUCCGAGUUGAUUCAUAAAUCCACCAAUUUUAGAAACUUGGAAUACGCGCGCGUCGAAGUGCACUUUCACGAAAUUGUAGAUUCGGACACAGAUCCAGAAGGGUUCACCUCUGUACCGAAUUCUGAGUUUACCAUUGCCAGAGAGGCGUACAUUAACAACACUUCGAAAUAUUUCGUGAACAAGAAAACUUCCAACUUUACCGAGGUGACAAACUUGUUGAAAGGUAAAGGGGUGGACUUGAACAACAACCGGUUUUUGAUUUUGCAAGGCGAAGUCGAGCAAAUUUCAAUGAUGAAGCCGAAAGGAGUGAAUCCUGGAGACGAAGGGUUGUUAGAAUAUAUGGAAGAUAUCAUUGGAACGAACCAGUACGUGGAACCGAUCGAAGAGGCGGGUAAGAAGCUCGAAGAGUUGAACGAGAAGAGAGGGGGAAUGGUCUCGCGAUUGACGCUCGUCGAGAAGGAGAAGGACGCGUUGGAAAUCGUGAAGAACGAAGCUGAGUUAUUUUUGCAAAAAGAGAAAGAUUUGUUGCAAGCAAAGUCGAUUUCUUUACAGUUGGAAGUCAUGGAAACUCGAAAAGUGAUGGCAGAAAUGUCCGAGAACCGCGUCGGUUUGCAAACCAAUCUCGAGGAAGAGAAGUCCAAGCAAAGCGAACACAAAGAGUCGCUGAAAGGUAUCGAAGCGAAAUUUAAAGCUCAAGCGACGGAGAUGAAUGAAAUUCAGCAAAAUCUCGACAAUUCCACGAAAGAGUUCGCCGAGUUUGAAAAGAAAGACGUAAAGUUUCGCGAAGAUUUGAAGCACAUGAAGCAGCAAGUGAAGAAACUCGACGAGAAGUUGGCCAAGGAAAUCGCGCAAAAGGAAAAAAUCGUCGUUGAGUGCGAGAAUAUCGAAAAAGACGUUCCGGCGUUGGAAACGAGAAAAGCUGAUCUCGAGGCGAAAGUUCAAGGCGAAGAAAGCAAACUCGACGAAAUGUUGGACGGGUUGAAAGGCGAAAUGGCGGAAAUUGGCGCGAAGAUCGAUGGCGUCGAAAAAGAACUGCAGCCGUGGGAAGGUAAAAUCGCCGACGCUAGAGGCGAAUUCGACGUUGCCAACGCAGAGCGAAAGUUGGUGCUCGAAAAACAUGCCGAAGUCGAGAAGAACUUAAAGGCUGCCAUUGAUGGUAAAGCUUCCGCGGAAGUGAAGGUGAAAUCGUUGACGAAACAGAUUGCGGAUGAUGAAGCGCAACUCGCGAUUGAGCUCGAGAAGGUGGAAAAAGCGAGAAAGGCUGAAACUGCGGCGAAGGCGAAAGAAGCCGGUUUGCUCGAAAUUACGAGAGAUGCAAGAGGUAAACUUGAACAACGAAAGACGACCGCUUCGCAGGAAAGUCAAAAAGGUGCCAUCGUGCAGGCGUUGUUGGAUGCCCAAAGCGCCGGCGGCGUUAAAGGUGUCAUUGGUCGUCUCGGAGAUUUGGGUGCGAUUGAUAAGAAGUACGACGUCGCAGUAUCGACCGCGGUUGGUGCUUUGGACUACGUUGUCGUUGAAACAACCGCGGACGCGCAGAACUGCGUGCAGUAUUUGCGAAGAAACAACUUGGGUGUCGCGACUUUUUUGAUUUUGGAGAAACAAGCGCACUUGGCGCAAAAGUUAAAGGAAAAUCAAAAUAACAUUCCAGAAAAUGCGCCAAGAUUGAUUGAUUUAAUUAAGCCAGCGCAAGAACGAUUAUUACCGGCGUUUUACUUUGCCGUUCGUGAAACUGCUGUUGCUGAAGAUUUGGAUCAAGCGGGCAGAAUUGCAUACGGGGCCAAACGCCAUCGCGUGGUGACGUUGAAAGGCCAAGUCAUCGAGACCUCAGGUACGAUGUCCGGUGGUGGUUCGAAACCAAUCUCUGGACGCAUGCGCGUCGGUAAAGAGAAACCAGUUGUCGUUGACGAAAAAGCAGCGGCGAGAGAAGUUGCGGAGUCUGAGAAAGAGUUACAAAAAGCUACGGCAGAUUUGGAAAGAGCAAAAAAAGCCGCGUUUGAGGCAUUGAGAGAAGCGAGAGACGCAGAAGCGAAAUGUGCGCAAUACGAACGAUCGUUACCGAAGUUGAAAGCCGAAUUGGAAGCUGCUGAAGGAAAGAUUGUCGACUUAGACGGUCGAUUAGAUGAACUCAAAGCUGCGCACGAGGCGUCCAAGAACGAUGCGUCCGAGUUGCGAGAGCUCGAUGAAAAGGUUGCGCAAGCCGACGCCGCGUUGAAAUCCGUCCUCGACGGCGCUUCGAAGCUUAAAGCCGAACUUAAGAAGUGGCAAGAUGCCUUGGAAAACGUUGGUGGUGAAGAGUUGCGAAGACAAAAGUCUAUCGUCAAGGAAGUCCGCUUCGGUAUCGAGAUGGCCUCUAAGAAGGUGACCGAAAAGAGAGCCGCAGCAAAGUCGCACGAGAAAACGAUGGAGCGAUUGACGAAAUCCGUAUGCGAAGCAGAAACGGAGAGAGAGAAGAUUAAGAGCGAAAUGGAUACUAUUAAAGAAGAGUUCAAAGGUUUGGAAGAAGGCGCGAUGAAGGUUUUGGAGUCUCAGAGCCAGUUGAAGGCUCUCGCGGAAACCAAGGCCGGCGAGUGCGCUGCGUCGCAAGCCGAGCUCGAAGAAAUCAUGAAGAUUGUUAACGAGUUGAGAUCUGUUGAAGUUGACCUUCAAGGCAAGAUUGAUGAUAUUGAUAACAAGUUAAGAGAACACGGCAAGGUGGAAAAAGGUUGCUUGAAGGAGAUGGAAAAGUUGCAAAACGAGAGAAAUACCCUCUCGCCGGGUGUUGAUGAGAGCGAGAUUCUCUUGAACGUCUCGGACGAACAACUCAGUGACAUCAAUGCAGAAAGUAACGACGAAACGAUCAACGCCAUCGAAACUGAGUUAAAAGAAAUGAAACCUGACAUGACUUCUAUCGAGCAGUUCGCCGCGAAGUUGGCUGAGUACGAAGAGAGAGUUGGAGAUUUGAAAACCGUCACGGAGGAGCGAGACACGUUCCGACAGACGUUUGAUGAGCUGCGUAAGAAGAGAUUAGAAGAGUUCAUGGCCGGAUUCUCUAUAAUUUCCAUCAAAUUAAAAGAAAUGUACCAGAUGAUUACUUUAGGUGGUGAUGCAGAGCUCGAGUUGGUCGAUUCGCUCGAUCCGUUCUCUGAAGGUAUCGUCUUUUCCGUUCGUCCGCCGAAGAAGAGUUGGAAGAAUAUUGCAAACUUAUCUGGCGGAGAGAAGACGCUCUCAUCUCUCGCGCUAGUGUUUGCGUUACAUCACUAUAAGCCCACACCUUUGUACGUUAUGGAUGAGAUUGAUGCAGCCCUGGACUUUAAGAAUGUUUCCAUCGUUGGGCACUACAUCAAGGAGAGAACAAAAGAUGCUCAGUUCAUCAUUAUUUCGUUACGGAACAACAUGUUCGAGCUUGCAGAUCGUCUGGUUGGUAUUUACAAAACUGAGAAUCACACUAAGACAGUCGCUAUCAAUCCUGGAGCAUUUACGGUGGGUUCAAAGGAGCAAGCCAAUGACGCUGCGCCGAAGGCAGUCUUGGGCUCGAAUGCGGCCACCGCGAAAUAA